AUACUCAGAGGUUCAGAGUCUCAUUCAUAGUUUCUGAACCCUUAAUCUUGAGGUGUUCGUACGCUAGUCUUGCUAUUGGGUGAACCAGUGAUCGACAGCACAUCGCAUCUUCAACAUUACGUGCAUAAGAAUAUGGGGGCCGGGGAAAAAGUGCCGGCCGCAGUUGUGCGGUGGAUGGUGGUUGUGUAGUAAGUCAUCAAGGCUAACAACACCAUCAGUCACGACAAUUCUGGAAUGAUUGGGAAUAACGCAAAUCUACCACUGCUAUGUACCGCUGGUAUGUAAGACGGCUGCUCUCUUCCCCCGAUGGAGCAGAGCGUCAUUGCAUAUAGUGUUUAUACUCGAGAAACAAGGGGUAUCUUUUGAACAUCAACGUUGAGCUCUUACUUUCAACGACCAGGUUCUGUGUUCUCGAUACCGCUACCUUAGCCUCCUUACACAUAUCGCAUCAAAGAAACAGUCCACCAUGAGCCCUCCUACAGCACCUCCGCAAGGGCAAGCUGGUAUCUUGCCAGUAGCUAUUGGCGGCCCAGAGCCCGUUGGGGAAACGCUGGCGAUUCUCGGAUGCGGUAUUAUGGGAACCGCGAUACUUCUCGGGGUUCUCUCUGCCCAGAGUUCCCGCUCAAAAUCAGAUGGAGCAAACUUGCUGCCAAGUCGGUUUAGGGCUUGCGUAAGACGCCCUGAAUCGGCGGAGAGCAUUCGUGCCCAGUUACCGUCCCAAACACUAGAGUCUACCGUGGUUUUGCACACGAAUGAUAAUGUUUCGGCUAUUCGACAAGCUGAUGUAGUGCUAUUGGCCUGCCAACCUCAUCUCUUUAAGCCUGUUCUCGAAGAGCCUGGUAUGGCCGCCGCGCUUAAGGGCAAGCUGAUUAUGUCAGUGCUUGCAGGUGUAACCUCAGAGGAUAUCGAGGACCAUCUUGAAUCUGUCGCCGCUCGUGAUGAACAGGCGAAGGACGCCUGCAAUGGUGCGUUCUCUGUGGUCCGCGUCAUGCCUAACAUCGCCUGCGCCGUGCAAGCUUCCAGCACCGUGCUCGAGGUCCGACCCCCUCAACACCCACGACCUCUAUCCGAGCACUUCGUAGCUACGGCUCAUGCGAUUUUCUCAUGUGUUGGAGCCGUCCACAAGACCUCGCCCGAUACAUUCGCGAUCGGUACUACGCUCAACGGAUCUACCCCUGCCUUCUUUGCCAUGGUUAUCGACGGCUUGGUAGACGGAGCUGUGGCCCUCGGGCUCUCCCGCAAAGAGGCAACGCAGAUGGCCGCUGCCACAAUGAGCGGAACAGCCGAUCUGAUCCUAAAAGGUAAAUCAACGCAGGACCUGCGUUAUGAAGUGGCUUGCCCUGGCGGCUCUACGAUACAAGGCAUCCGGACGCUCGAGGAGGCACGUACCAGAGCCGUUUGGAUGGAUGCCAUGCGGGCAUCAACGUCAGAACAGAGUGGUCUGGGCGAUGGGCUGAAAGUACAGCGGAAAGCAGCGUGAAAACGCUGGGUUAUUUGGAAUGGAGAAUUGGGAGGGCAGAGUGCUGGUCAACUGAAUCCACUCCGCAAUUCGUAUAUAUAGAAUUGAUGAAUGAAAUAUUGUGUUAAAGAGAAUAUGUGUUAAUUAUUGCUGAGAUAUCACUCAGUGUUGUUACCUGCAACAAUGACCGUGCUAGCUUCGCACCUGGGUCUUGAUUUUGAAUCGGAGUUAUA
This is a messenger RNA of Xylaria bambusicola, 1692 nucleotides long. RefSeq names its product pyrroline-5-carboxylate reductase. Gene Ontology annotation, molecular function: pyrroline-5-carboxylate reductase activity. The transcript is spliced from 2 exons. The record is from RefSeq and is a predicted model, not a curated record. Lineage: Eukaryota; Fungi; Ascomycota; Sordariomycetes; Xylariales; Xylariaceae. The coding region runs from base 467 to 1480 and encodes 337 amino acids. Gene Ontology annotation, biological process: L-proline biosynthetic process.